Suillus plorans is the source of this 1126-nucleotide messenger RNA. RefSeq lists its product as uncharacterized. The record is from RefSeq and is a predicted model, not a curated record. The transcript has 4 exons. Gene Ontology annotation, molecular function: RNA binding. NCBI's taxonomy places the organism in Eukaryota, Fungi, Basidiomycota, Agaricomycetes, Boletales, Suillaceae. Bases 118 to 990 code for a protein of 290 amino acids.
CUUAUGUUGAGCGAAACGGUACUUUAUUAGCUUACACCGCGACUCAAGAGUCUUAGUCUUACAUACCCUACCUCUCCUCCAAGCCAUUCAUUGCAAAGACAUUAACUCAACGUUGAGAUGUCCCUCCUAGAACGCUUAAACGUCCCAAUAGAUAACGGAACCGGAGCCCCUUCCAUCGGCCCCGUUCGCACAAAAUCAGGCAGUCGUUCAUCUCCAUACACCCGCCCAAACCGCACCCCCAAAGGCGACCCAGACGCUCAAUGGAGUCACGACCUCUACGAAGACCCAGAAAAACCCAGCCUAUCAUCAAGACUCACCCUGAGCGCCGCGCAGCCUCGCAAACCCGAUUCGCGUCUCGCCCAGCGUGCGCUUAGGGAUGCAGCAGGGGACAGCAAAUCUUCAGGACAGGGCUUGAGCAUCAAAGGUGCAAGUGCAGUACCGUUGGGGAAUGUGGUGGAGAUUAGGGGACUUGUUAAGGGUACGACUGCUGCUGAUGUUGAGGCUAUUUUCAAACGAUGCGGUGCGAUAGUUUCGUCUGAAACAGCAUCCCCUAAGGCCUCUGAGAAUGUCGUCGUCCGCAUCACGUUCAAACUACCUGCACAGGCAGAUGCGGCUGUGAAUAAGUUCAACGGGCAGCCUGCAGACGGCAAAAUUUUGCAAGUUAGCAUUGUGGGGACGAAAGCGGUGGGGUUGUCGGGGAGGCUUGCGGGCGUGGAUGUUGUGGAUGAUAGUGUGGAUGUACUUAUGGAUGGUGGGGAGGAGGGGAGUUCAUCAAAAAUGCGGUCAGAUUCGAUUAUUGCCUCGGAUCCGAGAGCAAGUGUUUUGGUUGCGCCGCCGGGUACAGAUCCGAAGCUAUAUACCCAACACUCGCAUUCAAAUUCUCGUCCGGAUGGGCAGAAGUGGCAUCGUGGGGGAAGGGGUCGUGGACGAGGAGGUCGUGGAAGGAGAGGUGGUGGGGACCGAGGAGCAGGGAUGGAUGUUGACAAUUGAGACGGGAUUUUGUUGGCUAUGGGUAUGAUAUGGAUGAAAGAGUCUGAUGCUUGGCCAGCCUGCAUCAUCUUAGGUUGCAAAUUAUCUUAGCAUUAUGUAUUUUCCCUUGUGCUGAUUACACCUCAUCUCAAUGUAU